AUGGUUAAUAGAGAUCAAAAUGCAGAUGAAGUAACCCAUAGGGUUAGACAAGAUAACAUGGUGGCUGAAAAUAACUUAACUACCAUGAUCGAAAGAAUCAUGGCCCAGAAUGGUAUGAACACAGGGCUUCGAAGCCCAAAUUAUACAUCUCCUUUAGCAGACUCUAUCUUACAAACUGAAUUGCCAAGGGGUUGUAAAAUCCCUAAAUUUACAAAAUUUUCAGGGGAUACUAGUGAAUCAACUGUCAAACACAUAGCCAUGUAUUUAACUGAGGCAGGGGAUUUGGCGAACAGGGAAAACUUGAGGAUAAAAUAUUUUCCUAGUUCGUUAACAAAGAAUGAAUUUACAUGGUUCACUACUUUGCCACCAAAUUCUAUAGAUACAUGGCCUUAUUUAGAAAGAUUAUUCCAUGAGCAAUUUUACAUGGGGCGGACUAAGAUAAGUCUUAAAGAAUUGGCUGAAAAGGCCAGAGCAAAUAAGAGUUAUAAAAAAGAAAGGGUGGCUUAUGUCGAAGCCGAAGAUGAAGAAUUCGAAACCUUCAAUGAUUCCUAUAGUUUUGAGGAAGUUGAAGUAGAUUUGGCUGAAUUAAAAGAGGCACCUCCAUACUCUUGUAAAAUGCUCACACCUUCGAAUGGCAAGAACCCUGUCGAAGUAGAAAAGAAUGAUAAAUUUCCCAAGAAACAUGCACCUUCGAUGGAUCUCAUUCAGAAUGCUAUUAAGGAUGGACGUUUGAAGUUCGCUGACAAAGCGAAAAGCCAUAUGAAGGUUGAUGUUGAUCCCUUUCAUGUUGCAGAUACCAACUAUACUGAACCUGUGGAGAUCAACAUGGUGGACAUGGUCGAAGUUGGAGAAAAUGAAGCCAAGAAAUUGGAAGUUGUCUCAACAGGAAAGCAGGCUACUAAAAGCCUACCUAACAACAUUGCCUUCAACACUGAUGUCGAAGGUUUUUCUGCAGAAAAGUUUGAACCAAAGACUAUUGAAGGCCUUGUGGGAAAGAUGAAUGAGGCUACUGAAGGCCUCAGAAUGAAGUUUGAGAAAGUGAGGAUUUCUAAAAUUCCUGCCUUAGGAGUUAACAUGGUAGACCUGAACCUACCAGCGCCAGAAAUGGGGGAAUUAUAG
This is a messenger RNA of Vicia villosa (hairy vetch), 1119 nucleotides long. RefSeq lists its product as uncharacterized. The transcript is spliced from 3 exons. The record is from RefSeq and is a predicted model, not a curated record. Lineage: Eukaryota; Viridiplantae; Streptophyta; Magnoliopsida; Fabales; Fabaceae. The coding region runs from base 1 to 1119 and encodes 372 amino acids.